AUGCUAUUUGCGAUGCGAGCCAACACGACGCAGAAGGCGUAUGAUGAGGCCUUUCUUGCCUGCUCGACGGCUGUGUACUUUGAGGGACAGAACAACGAGAAGGAAGCCCUCCGGUCGUGGAAGACGGCGCUCGACCACAUCUACUACCACAAUGCCCGCCGCAACCCCUCCACCUAUCGCCCCGCCUCGGAAACGGAACGUGCUCUGCUAGAGUCCCUCCGCCAGCUCGAGCUACAAUGCAAGGAGCGCGUCGAUCUGCUCGAAGCAUUGAAGAAGAGUCGCGCAGAGUCCAAGGAAAGCCUGGCCUCGCUGUCGACCGAUGCGAAUGCGCCUACUCCGCCACCCCACGCCGCUGGUCCAACAUACUCGCAAAACACAGAGGCCGUCGGCAACAGCUGGCUCGGAGCUGGCUCAGUCCCGCCCAUAGAAUAUGGCGAUCUUUCCAAACCACCGCCACUACCCUAUCGUCCUGGAAUGGCCCCUCGCAAAAGCUCGGCCACGGCUUCCGUACGCGAGAACAGCCUGACGCAGACUAAGAGUGCGCCUACACUGGCCCCGACGACGUCAGCAAAUAAAAAGUCACGCACGCCAUCGCCUGAAAAGAAGAAGGGCGGCAUGUUACGCACACUGAGACCAGGCAGAGAGAGCAAGCCCUCGUCUUCCAAACUACCCAGCUCCCUGAGAGCGCGCCCAGAUGCCUCCAAAGCGGCUACACAGGCAUGGAGUGUCAAGGCUACUUCGAAUUCUAGUCGACCGAGUUUGGGUGCACCCACCCCGUCCUCUUCAACGCUAACUCCGUCAGCCCGGUCGUCGUUGGAGAAGCCUGCGUCGGAAAGGCAGACAUCCUCCUCUUCCUACAUGGAGCCGCAACACCCACAAGCUCAGGCACCAUUCUAUUUCCGGACCGGCGAUAGCACAAUGCCCACUGCCUAUGCGGUUCCACCCCCGCAAGACGGAAACGAUGUAGAAAUACCUCGAACCUUGGUUCCAGAGAAGCCAGCGCCACCAAUUCCACGCAAGUCUGUCGAUUUGAGCCGUUACCUCUACGCCCAGGGAAGCAAUUCUUCCUUUCCGUCUUAUAGAAAGGAGUAUCCAACGCCGCAGCCUGACCCGCGCUCUCUUGCGGCAUCUGCAGCUGCCCGCUCAUAUAGCGACAACGCGAAUGAGAGGGGUAGUAGAAUGACUUGGGAUCCGAGCACGCGUAAAUUGCUGCCAAAGUGCUCAAAUGCCAACUCGCAAGUACGGAAUGAAGUACGGAAAGACCUGCCUGAGCCGCUAUCAUGGGAGACUACCGAUGAAGAGGAGUUUACCAAGGCCCGCACGACUGUAACAAGAAAGGGCAGGGCUCGAGGAAAUUCGGUGCGCGCAGAACUACCGGCGAUACCAGCUACAGAUGAUGAUUCAGGGGAAGAGGAACCCGAGGAAUCAGACGAUUGGAAGAGGCGGACGAGUGAAAUCAUGAAGAAUCUUCCACGUGGUGUGGAUAAGCAGGCAGCACAGCAGAUUCUAAACGAGAUUGUCAUUCAAGGAGAUGAGGUACAUUGGGGCGAUGUGGCUGGGCUUGAGAUUGCCAAAUCGGCCUUGAAAGAGACGGUCGUCUACCCUUUCCUCCGACCAGAUCUUUUCAUGGGACUUCGAGAACCGGCACGCGGCAUGCUUCUGUUUGGGCCCCCUGGGACGGGCAAAACAAUGCUGGCACGAGCGGUGGCUACGGAAUCAAAGUCGACCUUCUUUGCAAUAUCGGCCAGUAGCCUGACUUCGAAAUUCCUGGGCGAGUCGGAGAAGCUGGUUCGCGCUCUGUUCCAGCUAGCAAAGAUGCUAGCACCUUCCAUCAUUUUUGUGGACGAGAUCGACUCUCUUCUUUCCUCACGGAGUGGAGGGGAACACGAAGCGACACGUCGGAUCAAGACUGAAUUCCUCAUACAAUGGUCUGAUUUGCAGAAAGCAGCAGCUGGUCGGGAUUUGAGCGACAAGGACAGAGAGAAGGGCGAUGCGACCCGGGUGCUUGUCCUUGCAGCGACCAACUUGCCUUGGGCGAUUGAUGAGGCUGCAAGGCGGCGCUUCGUGAGGAGACAGUAUAUACCAUUGCCCGAGGACUGGGUGAGAAAGCAACAGGUCAAGACGCUGCUGAGCCAUCAGAAGCACGAGCUGAGUGAGCGAGAUAUGGACAGACUGGUCAAGCUCACUGAAGGCUUUUCUGGUUCUGAUAUCACAGCGCUGGCCAAGGAUGCCGCCAUGGGGCCCCUACGUUCGCUGGGUGAGAAACUCCUGUCCAUGACCAUGGAACAGAUUCGACCUAUACAGUACAAGGACUUUGUAGCCAGCCUCCAGACCAUCAGGCCAUCUGUUAGCAAGCAAGGCUUAAAGGAAUUCGAGGAUUGGGCCACGCAGUUUGGCGAGCGUGGUGGUUGA
This is a messenger RNA of Plenodomus lingam JN3, 2412 nucleotides long. RefSeq lists its product as uncharacterized. Lineage: Eukaryota; Fungi; Ascomycota; Dothideomycetes; Pleosporales; Leptosphaeriaceae. The record is from RefSeq and is a predicted model, not a curated record. Gene Ontology annotation, molecular function: ATP binding; ATP hydrolysis activity.